This is a messenger RNA of Colletotrichum chrysophilum, 648 nucleotides long. RefSeq lists its product as uncharacterized. Bases 1 to 648 code for a protein of 215 amino acids. The record is from RefSeq and is a predicted model, not a curated record. Lineage: Eukaryota; Fungi; Ascomycota; Sordariomycetes; Glomerellales; Glomerellaceae. The transcript has 2 exons.
AUGUCUACCAAUAUCACCCAUUUGAUCAACACUUCUACCCGUUCACUGGAGGAAGGCGGCAACAUCGCGCUGCCCAACGGGGUCAAUAUGAGUACGAAGCCUGGCCGCUCAAACAUUCUCGUGAAUACUGGACCAUCCUUGUCGUACAACGGCACGUCAAUGGAGGCAGCUGCCCUCUUCAACUACUUUGGCGUGUACUGCCUGAAGCCCGACGGGAAUGUUGAGCUGAUCCUAGGAGUCGAGGUUAUUCUUCACUGGUGUCUAAACACAUACGAGGUCCGGAUCGAAAAUAACGUCCUCAAUCUCACUGCAGUACUGUCACAUACCGAAAUCCAAGCCGAGGAGGUCAAUUCGUCAACAGCAGUUGAGCGUUUCCCAGAGCAGUACCUCAUAACACCCAUGGAAAAGAACGCAAGAUAUCUGUUCGGAUCCACUGGUGUGGAAGAACUUCGCGGGCUUCUCAACUACUCAUUAGCCGGUUUUAGCGUUGAUACUGGAGAGAAUCUGAUUUCAAGUGGGAGUGACAUGCUGAUGCAAGGGGUUGAUGAGAUGGAAUGCGAGCACAAGGAUAAGAAUUCAACAAUGUGGUGGUGGGACGCCGUGUCGAGCAUGGCCAGAAAUGUGGGAACUGGCCUAACAAACUCGUGA